Messenger RNA from Bipolaris sorokiniana ND90Pr, 711 nucleotides. RefSeq lists its product as uncharacterized. The transcript is spliced from 2 exons. The annotation marks the transcript as partial. The record is from RefSeq and is a predicted model, not a curated record. Lineage: Eukaryota; Fungi; Ascomycota; Dothideomycetes; Pleosporales; Pleosporaceae.
CUCACAUGCUCAAAGCGCCAGCUCACCUCAGCGGACUAUCUUUGGAGGUCGUUGGUUGGAGACACCAUACCCGUGGACGGAGACGUCUUGCAAGAUUUCGGCUUUAAUAAUUACUUCCCCUGGUGGCUCAAAAAUCUACACCGUCUGCAGGGGCCUACAACCAAAGAAGAAGUAGAGGGAAGUCUGGCACAGACUUUCUUUGACAAAGCAAAACUGUACCUUGAUCCUCGGGACCGCAAUAUGCACCCAAGUGAGCUGAAACCCGAGGCUAAACGGGAUAGCUUCCUCUUGUUAUCACACAUCUUGUAUCGCUUUACUCCAAACCCGAGUGCAAUGCUGUACCACACCUUCGCCUUUGUAACCUGCCGCAACAGCGCCGAGGAAAGUCAGCUGGUAGACAAAUACCUUCUCCUGCUUGUCCCCAGCGAUGGCAGUUUCUUCUACACAUUCCACAACGAGCGGCGCAGUCUCACGCACACAGCUUCGUUCGCUGCAUUCUGGAAAGUCUACGAAGCCGGGACACUACUUCUACUCAUAGACUCCCAUGACCUCCAGAAUUUGCGCACCCGUUUACCUCAUCUCGAAUCAUUCCUCUCCGUCCCGCCGUCGGGUCCGCAUCCAUCCGUUUGGGCUCUUAAAACAAUUCCUCGAGAACACGGAUCUAACAACGCAUCCGCCUAUCCCGGCAAUCAUUUGCGACUACGGCUUUAG